Letharia columbiana is the source of this 1857-nucleotide messenger RNA. RefSeq lists its product as uncharacterized. The record is from RefSeq and is a predicted model, not a curated record. The transcript is spliced from 3 exons. Bases 1 to 1857 code for a protein of 618 amino acids. Lineage: Eukaryota; Fungi; Ascomycota; Lecanoromycetes; Lecanorales; Parmeliaceae.
AUGGCAGCCACACUAGGAGCUACAUACUCUCCGCCUCCUCCACUAGAAUUACACUACUCCGAUACCACCUCCUCUAUUUACCCAGACCGGCCUAUCCGGCCCCUGCCAAAGAAACGUCUACGUUCCCGACUAUCCUCAGAGGUCGCGGACUCUAUCUUGUAUCCACCGGCCACGACGUUGUCAAAGCCACUCUUUCAAUUUCCAUACAAUGGCCCGACGGAUCAGCAGAAUGGAUUACCUGCCCGAGCGCAUCUAUCCGAGAUGGAUGCUAAUCUAGUACGAGAGCAAAGGAAUGGUGACGGUGAAAUUGAUAGCUACCAAUUUAGGGGGGCCGAGAAUGGCAGCGACGACGAAGAUGGCGUUGGUAUGGCAAGGCGCUGUCAAGAACAGCGCCAGAGGCCCGGAAGUGUGAAUAAUAUGUUCAGGAGUGGUUAUACGCUUUCAAGAAGUGACACUGUCAAGUACAUCAAGCCGCCCAUACCACAAUCAACAGCAUCCUCAGGCGACUCGGUUGAUGGAUAUGAUUCAUUUGAGAAUACAAACAACAAAAAGAAACGUAAGAUACCUACUUCUGGGUCACUCGGAAGUCACCAGACCUCGCUCUCUGCCGACAUGGCUCAAAUGGGUAUCUCGUCAACGCGAGAUAUAGAUGUUGCUCAGUCAGAGUCGGACAGCGGCGUUGGACACUAUUACGGUACAGGAAAUUCAGCCGUGUCGGCCAUCUCAUCUGGAACAGGAAUAUCCGGAGCUGGGAGAGGACGCUAUGGAAGAGCUGGCACGCGGUAUCAUAGCGGGCGAAGUCCUCUCGGUGUGUCGGUCAAUGGAUCGAACACUUUACAAGCUGGUCGAUCUUUUCACCAUCGAAGGGACUACACACUUGGCAGUAAUACUGGAGGUAAAGAGGCUGCCGCAGCAAAAUCAACUGACCAAGGCAUAAUAUCGGCAGCUAUCGCAGAGGCAGCUGCUUCACCAACUACGCCAGUCAAAGGCCAGGAGAACAAAAGCCUCCUCGAGCAACAGUCGUCAAAGAAUUCUAGCUCUGCAAAGACUCAAUUCACGUUCAUUUGCGAAUCCGAUUCUGCAAAAAGUAUGGUGUGGCCUCCGGACAUAGACUUCAGCCCUUCGCCUAGCGGACCGUACUCGAGAGUAGCCACAAAUUCAACAGGACCCCAUCAAUCACAGAACGGCAGAGGUUUCGCGACUCAGGGAACUCAGACGAGUCCAAAUAUGGCAAGCCAAACAAAUCAGGCUGCGGCUCACCAAACUGGUGCCAAUCAACAAGCUCCGCAACAAACGAAGAAGCCCCGUCGUCCGCUUCACAAGCAGUAUGCUCUCGCAGCUCGCAAUCGCCGCACGCGUCAGGAGAUGAACAAUUACAAAAAUCCACCGAAAGAAGAAGACGUCUGGAUCUGCGAGUUCUGCGAAUAUGAAAGCAUCUUUCACGAACCACCAAAGGCAUUGAUCCGGCAAUACGAGGCUAAAGAUAGACUAGAGCGUAAGCGUUUGGCCGAAAAACAACGACUUCUUGAAAAAGCAAAGAUGAAGAAUAGAAAAGGCAAGAAAGGCAACAAGAAGAAUGCGAAUGCAGCCACGCAUGCGCAACCGCCAGCGCAGAAGUCACGCUACGGCCAGCAACCAGUGGACGAGAUACUAGUGCAGCAUCAAGGGACACAAAGCGAAGAGUAUGUUCUAGACGAUUAUGAUGACGACCCUAUACCAAUGCCGGCUCUACCUACUCAAACUCCGUCGAAAAUCCCGCAGCCGGUAUCUCAGAAUUACAACCAGAGCCUACGCCCUUCCUCGAGCAGCGGAGGCGUGAAAGGCAAUAUCGGCGCUGAUCGCAAGGCUUACUCAUGA